This is a messenger RNA of Penicillium concentricum, 1311 nucleotides long. It is a transcript of the gene flbB, whose product is annotated as protein flbB. The transcript has 5 exons. Gene Ontology annotation, cellular component: RNA polymerase II transcription regulator complex. Lineage: Eukaryota; Fungi; Ascomycota; Eurotiomycetes; Eurotiales; Aspergillaceae. The coding region runs from base 1 to 1311 and encodes 436 amino acids. The record is from RefSeq and is a predicted model, not a curated record. Gene Ontology annotation, molecular function: DNA-binding transcription activator activity, RNA polymerase II-specific; transcription cis-regulatory region binding.
AUGGCUCUCAGUGGUGGGGUGUACCCCAUGGAUCAUUCGAUGGACGCCGAUGUUCCUCCGGCCCGGCCCACGGCCCCGGAGUGCACGGUGCGGGACAUGGUAGAAGAACCACAUACCCCAUCGAACAAAGGCUUCGGCGCGGAAAUAUUCAAGCUCUUCGGAGGCGGCAGCAUUGGUAGUAAUGGGUUGAAGAAAACCACGCGAGAUGGGCAGCAGCCCAAACGUCGCGGCCCCAAGCCGGAUAGCAAGCCUGCACUUACCAGGCGACAGGAACUAAACCGACAGGCUCAAAGGACACAUCGCGAGCGAAAGGAAAAAUACAUGAGAGGUCUGGAAGUCGAGGUAUCGCGGUUACGGGAGGCCUACACCACCGAGAUCAUGGACGCCAACACAGCGAUUCACCAACACAAAGAGAUGAUGCAUUGGAUGCGAGUGGAGAAUGAAAUCUUGAAGGAAAUUCUCGCAGCGAACGGAAUCCAAUACGAAGCCGAUUUAGAGCGCCGCCGGGCAGAACGCCCAUUCCAAUCGAGCCCUGUUACUGUCGCUCCUAGCAGCACUGCGUCGCAGAGUGCUCCUCUCGCCCACUCGGUCAGCAACCACAACACAACCCCUGCAACCACGAUCUCGUCCGGAAUGAGUCCCCGCGCCAAUGGCAUGGAUCACUCCGAGAUCUCGCCCACGAUUGGAUAUGCGUCCCAGCAGCCAGUGUACCACGCGAGUGCCGGCGAGCAUUCCAUGAGCAUGGAUCAUUCAUCCUGCGGACCUAUCGAUACCAUGCAGCCCAUGCCAAUUAUGCCGGGAGGUGUCUUCGAAACGGACCCCCAGUUGCAAGUUGACUUUAUCCUAACACUCGAAGGCCCCUGCCGCGAACAUACAGACUACCUCUGCAGACGAUCGAUCACAGAAGCCGACGACGAAGACAUGCCAUUCUCCGGACACGCCCUGAUGGCAACAUGUCCGCCGCCUAGCUACAUUGCGAAAACCACACACGAACAACCAUACCCGCAUAAGACGCCAGACCUCCCGCACGCAAACCUCAGCACACUCCUCAACCUCAGUCGACAGCUCGUCACGGACGGACAGAUCACGCCCAUCAUGGCGCUGCAGUGUCUUAAGAACCACGAGCUGUACCCGACGCUCCGUCGCGACGACAUCAAGAUCAUCAUGGACACGCUCAACACCAAGGUCCGCUGCUACGGCUUCGGUGCUGUGGUUGAGGACUUCGAGUUGAUAGAUUGUCUGAGCAGCGUGCUCGGCACCAGGGUUGAACUCGGCGUGGCCGGCACAGCCGAUGACUCGAUGUAUGGUUGA